Molecule: messenger RNA, 449 nt
Organism: Ceratotherium simum simum (southern white rhinoceros)
Lineage: Eukaryota; Metazoa; Chordata; Mammalia; Perissodactyla; Rhinocerotidae
Gene: FAM227B
Product: family with sequence similarity 227 member B
Source: RefSeq, a predicted model, not a curated record
GGAAAGCCCAGGCCAGAUGGCUUCCUCUGUCCCCCUGUGAGGGAUAUUUUUUACCUCUCCCAAAUGUUCCUAAUUGGAAAUCUUUCCUUAACCAUAAGUCUAUCACACCACCUGCUCCAACUUACCAUGAUAUUAUAAAGGAGGCAAAAAAACAAUUUGCGAAGAUCCAAAAGGACUUUAGGAUGGAAAAGCACAGAAUUAAUGAAGAAAUAAAACUCCUAAGACAGCAGCAGGAAAGAAUUGACAAGGAGCUUGAUAGACUCCAAGCAAAAGCUACCAAGAAACCUUACGAAGUUAAGGAUGACUUUGAGAAGUUCCUACAUAAACUGCGUUCUGAAGCUCAAACUGAGAGAGAAUUUCUGGCAUCACUAUCAUCAUCAUCGUCAACAACAGAAAACUACAACUUUGAGGAAGAAGGUCAAGAAAAACCAGAAAUCAACUGUAUUUAA